AUGGAAGGACUCAAGAGGAGAUUUUUCACUCAUUAUUUCCCAUCUACCUUUCAAGUAGAGAAGGAAUCUAAGUUUCAUCGCUUACAACAAGGUAAUAUGAACGAGGAGGAGUUCAUAGCCAAGUUCAAUGAAUUGUUAAAGUAUUUGACCUAUCUGAGACAUCAUGAUGAUGAGGAGUGGAAGGCCGAGCAGUUCUUAAACAAGAUAUGGCCUGAAUAUAACAGGGAAGAAGCUGAAGCUUCUCCAAAGCUUAUUAAAGGUACUAUUUCUCUCUAUGAUACUGAAAUCCCUGCUUUAUUUGAUUUGGGUGCUACUCACUCUUUUAUUUUAAAUGAGUGUGUAGAAAAGUUAAAGUUGCUUGUGACUGAAUUGCUUGUGUUGAUGAAUGUUUCUACACUGGCUAGAGCAUUUGUGAAAACCAGCCGUGCCUGUUUGAAAGUUGAUAUAAGAUUUGGUAAUAGUAUUACAUUGAUUGAUUUGGUUUGUUUACCCAUGUUGGGGAUUGAUGUGAUUGUUGGGAUGGAUUGGUUAUUAGCUAACAAAGCAAUACUAGACUAUGAAAAGAAGAUAGUUUCUCUACCAAUGUGUAAUGUGACUCUUGCAGUAUCUAAGAAUACUACCUCCGUAGUGAAUCUUGAGAUACCCAAGUUUUUAUUUGCCAUGCAAAUUAAGAGGUCAGACUGUGAAGGGUUUCAGAUAUUUUUAGUGUUCUUUUUAGCCUUUGGAGAGUACGAUGGUACUCUUGACAAGAUUGGAGUUGUAAGUAAAUUUUUAGAAGUAUUUAUUGAUAAGAUGUUCAGCUUACCACCAAAAAGGGAAAUCGAGUUCUCCAUUGACUUGGUGCCGGGAACUAAACCUAUCUCUAAGGCUCUAUACCAUAUGGCUCUAUCUGAACUAGAAGAAUUGAAGAAGCAAUUGGAGGAACUACUGGAGAAAGGAUUCAUUAGGUCAAGUGUAUCCCCUUAG
This is a messenger RNA of Prosopis cineraria, 966 nucleotides long. RefSeq lists its product as uncharacterized. The transcript is spliced from 2 exons. The record is from RefSeq and is a predicted model, not a curated record. The coding region runs from base 1 to 966 and encodes 321 amino acids. Lineage: Eukaryota; Viridiplantae; Streptophyta; Magnoliopsida; Fabales; Fabaceae.